Messenger RNA from Aphanomyces invadans, 246 nucleotides. RefSeq lists its product as hypothetical. The coding region runs from base 1 to 246 and encodes 81 amino acids. The record is from RefSeq and is a predicted model, not a curated record. NCBI's taxonomy places the organism in Eukaryota, Oomycota, Saprolegniomycetes, Saprolegniales, Verrucalvaceae. The transcript has 2 exons.
AUGACGUUUGUCGGCACCGUGGUGGGCGCGGCCCUCGGCCUUAGCACGAAGCUUCUUGUCAACGCCUUGCAGAAGGUCCCUCUAUCGCGCCAACCGUGGGAACACCUCGCCUUGAUCGGUGCCGGCGCCUUCGUUGGCAACCUCGCCACCGACAAUGUGGAAAAGGACAAGAAGGAAGUGGAAGCUCUCCGUGCUCUUCUUGGCAACGUCGAGCAACGCAAGGCCGUUCCUACCGCCCAAGAUUAA